AUGAAGGCCAACGACGUCCCGGAGCUCCUUUACCGCACCGUCCUCACCCUAAUCGACUACCACGAAGACCCUUGGGGUGCUACGCGCUCCGUCUAUGUCCUUGGCACGCACAACGCUCUCAAAGCCGCCAAAGCCUUUGCAACCUCAGCCCUUCAGGGACUCAACUAUGAGCCAGAUGGUUUUACCGAGUAUGCUGUGCGCUCAUCCGAGCCGUGGGAACACGGGGAUGGCGUCCUCGUCUUCGCCCGGGCGCCUGCGGGGCAGGAAUUUCUCAUCGAAAUCGACACCACCCUGAACAACGAGUCACUAUUGGCAAGCCCGGACGGCACCGUAGUCAUCCCUCAGGGGAGCGACCGGUUGCACUACGUGCUGCAGACGACAAUCGACUACAAUUUGGACCGCACGUGCUCCGUGCCGUCGACAAAGAUUCAGGGGACCGUGCGUGAGAGUGAGGAGAUCGCCAACGAGUGGCCGUUUGGCGAGGGCAUGGUCGCGCAUGCCGUUCCGAAGACGCGACCGAAUUACGUUAUGACAGUAAGGACUGUUCCCGGAACACACAAGAGGCAUGGGAAAAAGGUGAAACAGUGA
Fusarium falciforme is the source of this 588-nucleotide messenger RNA. RefSeq lists its product as hypothetical. The transcript has 2 exons. Lineage: Eukaryota; Fungi; Ascomycota; Sordariomycetes; Hypocreales; Nectriaceae. The record is from RefSeq and is a predicted model, not a curated record. The coding region runs from base 1 to 588 and encodes 195 amino acids.